This is a messenger RNA of Talaromyces amestolkiae, 1047 nucleotides long. RefSeq lists its product as uncharacterized. The transcript has a single exon. The record is from RefSeq and is a predicted model, not a curated record. Gene Ontology annotation, molecular function: oxidoreductase activity. Lineage: Eukaryota; Fungi; Ascomycota; Eurotiomycetes; Eurotiales; Trichocomaceae. The coding region runs from base 1 to 1047 and encodes 348 amino acids.
AUGCCAUCUCUUACUCUACCUGAGACUAUGAAGAUUGUACAUCAACUCGAUCCUAAUUCUACAACCUUGACUAUGGAAGAAGCGCCACUGCCAAGGCCAUCGCAUCCAGAAGACUGCCUGAUCCAGGUGUAUACGACCUCGCCCUGUGUUGGGGAACUACAUUGGCAGGKUUGGUUUCCCAAUAUUGUUCCGGCAGGUAGCCCAAGAGUCCCCGGUACUGAAGCCGCUGGGGUUAUAGUACAAGUUCCGCAGGGAGAUGCCGCUCAGACUUCAGGUUUCAAGGUCGGCGACAGGGUUUUCUUCCGGGUCGAGCCGGAACAAACUGGACAUUUACGUCAGUAUUCCUUAGCGAGAUUAUCGCAGAUAGCACACAUGCCCUCGAAUAUGGGAUGGAUCGAGGCCGGGUCAACCGCGCUCAGCUCCUUGACAGCAUGGCAAGGCGUCUUCCAGCACGGUAUUUUAGAUGCCAGGGCAAUAUUCGGAGAUACUGCAGCCCGAAAAAGCAACCAGAAGGUUAGCAUUCUCAUUACUGGCGCUUCCGGGGUUGUUGGAGGCUGGGCAGUCUAUUUGGCUGCUCUGGCAGGCGCUGGGCGAAUUGUUGCCUUGUGCGAUAGUCUCAAUACAGCACAUGUUAAAGGGCUAGGUGCUACAGAAGCUAUUGACUACAAGAAAGAAAGUGUUGAAGAUUGGGUUGCAAAAAACCGGGCCACACGAGAAGUGGAUUUUUGUUUUGACUGCGUUGGAGGGAAGACGCUCGGAGCAUGCUGGUCGGCUGUGAGAGAGGGAGGAGUCCUCCUUAGUAUCACCGGCGAUCCUGAAAAAGAGAAGCCUGACUCGUCCACUAAGACUCUGGAAAUAGCAAAAUGGAUGCUUGUUGCGCCCAACGGUCAGCAUCUGCAGCUGAUUUCCGAGUUGAUUGCCAAAGAAGGAAAGUGCGUUACAAAGGUGGAUAGUGUUCUAGACUUUGGAGAUUUUCAGCAGGCAUUUGACAAAGUUGAGGCAAGAAAAGCUAAUGGAAAAGUUGUAAUCAGAGUCGCUGAUAUGUAA